Messenger RNA from Lodderomyces oxycetoniae, 1692 nucleotides. RefSeq names its product D-arabinono-1,4-lactone oxidase (gene ALO1). Gene Ontology annotation, cellular component: mitochondrion; membrane. Gene Ontology annotation, molecular function: D-arabinono-1,4-lactone oxidase activity; FAD binding. Lineage: Eukaryota; Fungi; Ascomycota; Pichiomycetes; Serinales; Debaryomycetaceae. The record is from RefSeq and is a predicted model, not a curated record. The coding region runs from base 1 to 1692 and encodes 563 amino acids. The transcript has a single exon.
AUGACAGAAAAGCCAACUAUUCCCGAAUCAACAAGACCGUUUGUCACCAACAAAUUUUUUCAUGCAACAUGGGCAGGAACUUUUUAUUGUCACCCUCAAGCAAUAUUUCAACCACGUAAUGUAGAAGAAAUCAAAACACUUGUCAAUGAAGCAAGGAUUCGUCACAAGACUAUAAUGACCGUUGGGUCAGGACAUUCGCCAAGCGAUUUAACAAUGACUAAAGACUGGUUAUGCAAUUUGGACAAGUUCAACCAUGUUAUUAAAGAACAGGGAGUCUCGGGACCUGUUGCUCCUGGCUCAAGUGAAAAAGAGGUGAAAUUUGUUGAUCUUACUGUUGAAGCAGGAUGCAGAAUAUUUGAAUUGAACGAAUACUUGAAACAGCACAACUUGGCGAUUCAAAACUUGGGCUCCAUUAGUGAACAGUCCAUCGCAGGCUUAAUCUCCACGGGAACCCAUGGAUCAACUCAAUACCAUGGAUUAGUUUCGCAACAAGUAGUUUCAAUCACAUUUAUUAACUCAAUGGGCGAAUCUAUAACGUGUUCUUCUAUAGAAAAGCCAAACUAUUUUAGAGCCAUCUUGUUAUCUUUGGGCAAAAUUGGAAUUAUAACACAUGUGACAUUGCGUACAUGCCCAAAGUACACAAUAAAGUCAAAACAAGAGAUUAUCAAUUUCGAUACCUUGUUGCAACAUUGGAGUACUGUUUGGUUGGACUCUGAGUUUAUCAGAAUUUGGUGGUUCCCAUAUACGGGGAAAUGUGUGCUUUGGAGAGCAAACAAGUCAACUGAUCCGAUCUCACCUCCAAGGCCAUCAUGGUAUGGUACAUGGUCAGGCCGUUUGUUUUAUCAAUCUUUGUUGUGGAUUUCAGUUCAUUUGUGCCCAAGCUUAACUCCUUUUAUUGAAAAGUUUGUUUUUGAGCAGCAGUACGGUAAAGUUGAAACUCUUGGUCUGGGUGACGUUGCUGUGCAAAACUCGGUCGAAGCAUUGAAUAUGGAUUGCUUGUUUUCCCAAUUUGUUAAUGAAUGGUCUGCGCCACUUACCAAAGGUGUAGAAAUUUUGAGGCAAUUACAAACUACUAUUGCACAAGCCGCAAAGGACAAGAAGUUUUACGUACACGCACCCAUUGAAGUGCGUUGCUCGAAUGUUACUCAAUCAGGUAAACCAUUUGUUGAUUCAAAUGGCAAGGAGUCUCUUUACCCUUCCCAGGAAUGGUUAUCCCACAGAACUAAAACUAGUGCUGGCCCUAUCCCCGGUAACAAUCUUCGUGCAUAUAUGGAUAAUUCACCUAGAUUGAAAUACCAAGGAGAAGACGCUAAGCCAACUAAUGAUCAAUUGACUUUAUUUAUCAAUGCAACAAUGUAUAGACCAUUUGGUACAAAUGUUGACACUUCUCAGUGGUAUGAUAAAUUUGAACAUAUUAUGGAAGCAAAAGGCGGUAAACCUCACUGGGCCAAAAAUUUUAUUGGCGAAGUAUCUGAAAAAGUUGAUAAAGAAGUAACUGAUCGCGACUUGAACCUUCAGUUGGAAUUUGGAGGUAAAAAGUUUUACACAAUGAAUGGAUUUAAAAAGAAUAUGCAAGAUUGGUUUGGUUCGGACUUGGUUGAUUUCAACAAAGUGAGAAAAGAAACUGAUCCUGAUGGUGUUUUCCUUUCGGGAAGAAACUGGGCUGAUAGAAAUGGUAUAUUGUUAGACUAG